Molecule: messenger RNA, 1743 nt
Organism: Orbicella faveolata
Lineage: Eukaryota; Metazoa; Cnidaria; Anthozoa; Scleractinia; Merulinidae
Product: interaptin-like
Source: RefSeq, a predicted model, not a curated record
AUGAACGAAGAAAUUCGGGAAGUAAGGAUUCGAUACACCCUGCUUAUGGCAGAUGACACAGGCGUGUUUCACAACACCCCUAAAGAAGUAAGACAACUUAACUCGUCCUUCUUCCAGACUGGCAGUGUUCAAUUAACUGCAGCGUUUAGUUGCGUUGAUUUUACAGGAUUAAUCAAACUGAUUUAUUUGGAGUUGAAAGGACUAUCGAUGGUGACAUUGCUCGCCAAUAUUCCCCUUGGGUAUUUUAUGGGAUGGUUGUUUAAGAAAGCGUUUGGACGUAAAGACAAGGAAAAGGAACAACUGCUCUUGCAGUUAAAACAGUAUCAGAAACUUUAUAUGAAAAUGGAGAGGACGCACUUGCAGGAUAGACGUGCAAGAAUAGACGCCAGAAAUGACUUGGGCCGAGCAAAUGCCAGGCUCCAAAGAAUGGAGAGAGGGUACAAGAAGUUGGCCUCGACAAGUGUUGAAACAUCAGAAUUAGGAAAGCAAUCGGCAAGAGCUCUGUAUGAAGAAAAGCUCUCAGUGACACCUAACAAUAAGAAUUCUGUCAAAUCCGAGCUCUCUGUGGUGUCUGACAGUGAGAAAUCUUUCAGAGUGGAGCUGGCCAUGACAAAGGCGAAGCUUAGCAUUAUGGACGAUAAACUGUUAAAUUCUGCCAAAGAGCUGGCUUCAUGGAAGGAUAAGGCUUCUGAAGAAGAAAGGGAGCUGACAGAGGCACUGAACGAGCUGGCAUCAUUUAAGAAUAGAACUUCUGAAAAAGAAAGGCAGUUGACUGAAGCGCUGAACGAGCUGGCGUCAUGGAAAGAUAAAGCUUCUGAAAAAGAAAGGCAACUAGCCGAUACGUUGAACGAGCUCUCUGUGGUGUCUGAUAAUGAGACUUCUGUCAGAGUGGAGCUGGCCUUGGCAAAGGCGAAGCUUAGCAUUACGGACGAUAAACUGUUAAAUUCUGCCAAAGAGCUUGCUUCAUGGAAGGACAAAGCUUCUGAAAAAGAAAGGGAACUAGCAGAGGCACUGAACGAGCUGGUCUCAUGGAAGAAUGAAGCUUCUGAGAAUGAAAGGCAAUUGGCAGAUGCGUCGAACGAGCUGGCCUUGACAAAGGCGAAAUUGGACGUUGUGGAAGACCAACUGUUAAACUCUACAAAGGAGAUGACCUUGUUACAUGAACAGAUUUUGAACAAGGACGAGGAACUGGCAGUGAAAGACAACAAGGUUUCUUCAUUAAAUGAGGACAUUCGGGAAAAAGAAAAGGAACUCGCGGUUGCAAACAACAAGGUUUCUUCAAUGAAUGAGGAUAUUCAGAAAAAAGAAAAGGAACUCGCAUUGGCAAACAACGAGGUGACCUCACUACAUGACCAGUUUGUGAGAGAGGUGAAGGAAAUUGAGAUCGCAAAGAAGGGGAUUUUUUCACUGAAUGAGGCACUUCGGAAAAGAGGAAAGGAACUCAAAUUAGCAAACAACGAGGUGGUUUUACUGUCAAACAAGCUCAGUGCGAUGAACGAAAUGGAACUGUCAUUAAGAGCUGAGUUAUUGAAAGCUAGAGAAAAGGACUGCAAGGAGUGUAAGGGAUUACGUAAGAUGUAUCAAGACUUGAUGUCGGAUUAUGAAAAUCAGGACAAGUUCAGGAGAAUUCAACUAAACAAAGUGAGACUACAGACUGAUGUGUAUUUGCAAGUGGCAAAUGACCGUAAAUGGCAAAAUGACAUUCUCCGAGAGAGGUACGUUAUAAAAUGCGCUUACAUUUAG